AAAUUGCGAACCAUUCCUUUUUGACAUGGGAAACCGAACGACGACGUUUUGCCGCUCGAGAAGGCUGAACUCAAGGGGACGCUAUUGCAAUUGGCAACUCCUGUAUCAGUAAUUGCUUCUGUUUUCCGUUAAGAUCUAUCUUGACGUUUUUCAUGCGGAAAGAAUCUGUUGCCAUCGCCGAUGGAAGGCGAUAAGCUCUUGUCCGAGACUCAAGCCGAAGAAGACGAGCUUUUGGACUCCAGGGUUUCCACUUCCCCGUUUGGCCAUGAAACUAUCGACAGGAAUUCCAAUUCUCAUACGGACUGUGGGAUACAGAACAAACACAGCCAGAGCAGUGAUUCGCUGGCCAUUGUUGGCUCGGUAUACCGAGAAAUGACUAGACCUGGAGAUGGUAAUGCUGAAUCACCUCAAGGCUCCAAUGUGGGCAACAAUAUGGAGACAGGCUCAAAUGCCAGGUAUCCCAAGCGAGGUAAAUAUUUCUAUUAUGAAACCCCAGUUGCUGAAGAAACCGGUGUCUGGAUACCUGUCUCAGUUCCCCCCAUGUUGGAAGAUGAACAUGACGAGUGGAUGAGGGGUUUGUGCUUGAAUGCGGGCUAUUUUCCGGAAGGAGAUAUGAGUUGGGAGGAUAAGGAGCUUACCCUGUGGGAUGUUGUAGUUGAAAUGUUAUUUGUGGCCCGAGGAAAAGUUAGUGCUUUGGCAUCGGGUGAUAUUAAUCGAUAUCAAAUUUCAUGGCUGUCCGGCCAUCUGCUUGAGCAAACCUGGAAAGAGAUGGCUCAAACACUCACAGAGGCCAACUAUGGCAAUGCAAAGGAAAUUCUUGAAGCUGACCCACCUAAAUGGUUGGCUGACAGUGCUGCUUCUGCCUGUAUGCUGUGCAAUGUGCGCUUUCACCCAAUCAUGUGUUCCAGGCAUCAUUGUCGGUUUUGUGGUGGAAUAUUUUGUAGUGAGUGCUCCAAAGGAAGAAGCUUGUUGCCUGAAAAGUUUCGUGUGUCUGAUCCACAACGGGUUUGUGAUGUAUGCUGUGUUCGAAUUGAGUCUGUUCAGCCAUACUUGAUGGACCAAGUUAGUUGUGCUGCUCAGUUGCCAACCCAUGAUCUGACAGACCUCAGCACUUUGAGAUCCUGGGUGAACUUUCCAUGGGGACAGUCCAUGGAGCAUGAGAUUUACAAGGCCACAAACACAAUCCGGAGUUAUAUUAAGCAGAUAGGCUCUUUAAAACCGGAGAAGUUAAUUCCAGAUCUUGUUCUACGACAAGCGAAAGGCCUUGCAAUACUCACCGUGGUGAAAGUUGGCAUGAUGGUUACCUACAACAUUGGAACGGGACUUGUGGUUGCUCGCAGAGAAGAUGGCACUUGGUCUCCUCCUUCUGCCAUUUCUUCUUUUGGUGUGGGCUGGGGAGCUCAGGUUGGAGGGGAGUUGACAGACUUCAUCAUUGUGUUGGGAACAAAGGAUGCUGUUAGUACAUUUAGUGGUAACAUGCAUCUUGCAGUUGGAGCUGGUUUAAGUGCAGCUGUUGGCAUAAUUGGACGGACAGUUGAAGCUGAUGUACGAGCUGGUGAUGGUGGUUAUGGGGCUUGUUAUACAUACAGCUGCAGUAAAGGUGCAUUUGUUGGAUGUUCUCUUGGGGGGAGUAUUGUCACCACCCGGAUGCAGGAAAAUUCACGAUUUUAUGGUAGCCAGUCAAUCAGGUCAUCAGAUAUUCUUCUUGGCUCACUGCCACGGCCGCCUGCAGCUGCUGUUCUCUAUCAUGCACUGAAAGAGUUAUAUCAGAAGCUUAAGCGGUGAUUAAUUAGACUUGGCAUGGACACUAUAUUAGAAAUCCUUCGACAUUAUUAUGGGGAAAGGAUAUCGUUGGGCGUAGAUUUGGCUUGCAUAAUUUCUUUUGUACAUACUCUUGCUGUUGUUCCUUCUCAGAUGAAGGCAGUCUGUAGCUGCAUGGUGUACAGCAACCAAAUAUAUAUAAAGAAAAAAAGAAGAAAAAAAAGAAAAGAACUCAUAAAAGUUGUGCAUUUAAAUGAUAAUGUAUACACUACAGACAAAUACCGGGCUAACAACUCUUAGGCUUCAUUCAUUGUAUAUAAGAUAUGUGGUUUGAACAUUGUA
This is a messenger RNA of Malania oleifera, 2103 nucleotides long. RefSeq lists its product as uncharacterized. The coding region runs from base 181 to 1785 and encodes 534 amino acids. The record is from RefSeq and is a predicted model, not a curated record. Gene Ontology annotation, molecular function: metal ion binding; phosphatidylinositol binding. The transcript is spliced from 6 exons. NCBI's taxonomy places the organism in Eukaryota, Viridiplantae, Streptophyta, Magnoliopsida, Santalales, Ximeniaceae.